UGAAAGAGAAACUAACUUGAUCAACAACAAUAUGGACACCUGAAACGAACAACCUCUAAUCAACAGAAAAUUUAUUGAGCCGUUCAAAGAGUCUUGUGGACACAUCUGAUACUCACAGGCAUAAAGAGAAAUGAACAAUGGCAGACUCUCUCCCAGUGCUACCAAAAAGGCGAGAAAGGAGAGGGAGUAUUGAUGAUCCUCCAUGGAUGUCACCCUUCAGCAGUCCACUGUCUGAGGAUCUUCAGUGCUCUAUAUGUCUGGAUGUGUUCACUGAUCCAGUCAGCACUCCAUGUGGACACAGCUUUUGCAAGACCUGUCUGAAUAAGAGCUGGGACAACAGCCAGACCUGCAACUGUCCAUAUUGUAAAGAAACAUUCGAGCACAGACCUGAUCUCAAGAUUAAUAUCACACUCAGAGAAGUUGUAGAUCGCUAUAAAAAGAAAAAUCCUGAGAAAAAACCUGAAGUUCAGUGUGACGUCUGUGAGCAAAUAAAGCUGGAAGCCCUGAAGUCGUGUCUGGUGUGUCAGAGCUCUUACUGUGAAACUCACCUGGAGCCUCAUUUGAGAGUGGCAGGUUUAAAGAAACACAAACUGAUCAAUCCUGUGAGGAAUCUGGAGGACUAUAUAUGUCAGAAACAUGUGAGACCUCUGGAGCUGUUCUGUAGAGAUGAUCAGACAAUUGUGUGUCUGUCCUGCACUGACGGAGAUCACAAGAACCACAACGCUGUUUCUAUAGAAGAAGAAAUUGACGAAAAGACUAAACUGAUAAUAAUGCAGAAAGAAGUGCAGCAGAUGAUCCAGGAGAGAAACAAGAAGAUUCAAGAUGUCAAACACUCAUCUGAAGUCAGAAAAAAAAACACAGAGAAGGAGAAAGCAGUCCGUACUGAGCUCUUCAAUGAUCUUGCCCACUCCAUUAAGAAAUGUGAGACUGAAUUGCUGGAGAGGACGGAGGAGCAGCAGAAAGAAGCAGAGAAACAGGAGAAAGAGUUUGUUGAAUUCCUGGGUCAGGAGAUCACUGAGCUAAAGAUAGAAGAAACUGAGCUGGAGCAGGAGAUCACUGAGCUACAGAUGACAAACACUGAGCAGGAGCAGGUCUCACAGACUGAAGAUCAGCGCCACCUCCUACAGCAGAUUUACUCAUCCCUGCGAAGCUCUAGAAACAUCAGGAAGUGUCCUGAGAUCUGUGUGAAGACUGAUGAGAGUCUGGGGACUCCGCAGACAGUUCUGACUCAACUGAAGGACACUCUAGAUGAGAAACUCACUCCAACUGGUCUGAAGAGGAUGGAGCAGUAUGCAGAUCUGAAGAGGAUGCAGCAGUAUGCAGUGGAUGUUACUCUGGAUCCUGAUACAGCUCAUCCUAAACUCAUCCUGUCUGAUGAUAGAAAACAAGUGAGACAUGGAGACAAAAGACAGAAACUCCCAGACAAACAAGAGAGAUUUGAUUACUGUCCAAGUGUCCUGGGGAAGGAGGGAUUCUCCUCUACGAGAUUUUAUUUUGAAGUGCAGGUGAAGGGAAAGACUGACUGGAGUUUAGGAGUGGCCAGAGAAUCCAUUGACAGGAAGGGAAAGAUCACACUGGCUCCCAGUGAUGGAUACUGGACUGUGAUUCUGAGGAAUGGGGAUGAAUACAAAGCCUGUGCUGGUCCCUCUGUCUCUCUGUCUCUGAGCGUGAAGCCGCGGCGGGUCGGUGUGUUUGUGGAUUAUGAGGAGGGUCUGGUCUCCUUUUAUGAUGUGGAGUCCAGCUCUCAUAUCUACUCUUACACUGGUCAGACUUUCACUGACAAUCUCUAUCCAUAUUUUAGCCCAUUCACCAAUAAUGGAGGUCAGAACUCAAGCCCAUUGAUCAUCACACCUGUCAGUUAUAAUGGAUGAAUUUACAUCGCUAAUAUGAAAUACUAGAUGAAAAUGAGUUCAUGUGUUCACAGAGAUCUUAGCCCCUAAUGGCGAACUAUUGAAAUUUCGAAACAGUUAUGAUGUAACGAAGCCUUGUUUACUGAAAUCACUUGACUUUCACAGUUUGAUAUGCGCUUCAAAUCACUGGUUCAAAACAAAUGAUUCACUAAGGUUUCAAAGCUUCACAAAGCAUGUUUUGAAAGUGCUGAAUGUAAUAGUUGGGACUCUGUUGUUAACCUCUAAUAUUAUAGUAAUGUACCCUGUAUAAUUUACAGCAUUAUUUGGGAGAGUUUUUUUUCCUUAAAAAAAAAACUAUUGGUAUCAACAGAUAUCAUUUAGAAUAAUUGUAUCAGCUGAGAAAUUUAGUAUUGGUCCAUCUCUAAUUUAAUGUGUACACUGUAAAAAAAAUAAUAAUGUAAUGUUAACUGUAAAAUAUUGGGGUGUCAAGAGAUUGCAAUUUUUAGUAUGAGUUACAUGAUGUGGUCGAUUUAUCUAAUUAAUCGCAAUUUAAUCGCACAUCAAAUUUGUCUGAGAAAUUACACCCAAAAGAUAAUUUGAAGUCAUCAUUGUAAAGCAUCAAAUAGACACUACAAAAAGUAGCUUCAGAAAUAAAUAUUUAUGCUAAGUCAAUUCAACAGAGAAAUUUUUAUGCUUGAACUUUUUGACCAUAAGGUUGAUGACUCAAUUUUUGGGUGAACUAUACCUUUAAUUUUUUUUAUCAAAAUGGACAUUUGAAAUUACUCUUUUCAGAGUAGUAAAGUUCAGCGAGAGCGAAUAGAGAGCAGACGGCUCUGUGCUUUUGAAUCACUCUAACUGUACUUUGAUGUCAUACACUGAUCGGUCUGUCUGUGUAGUGUCGCUUCAGGUCCAACAAUGUCUUAUGAAUGGUCUGCUAAAUCAUUGAUUUCACUCGGUUCGUUCAGAAUGCGGAUUCAGAAAUGAAACUGCUGUGUAUUGCACGGAGACGGAACAGUUCUGCUUUAUCUUUACAUUUUCAUUGGCAAAAUUGAACAAAAUAGACAAUAUUAUGUCUGAAAUAAUUUUUAUUUUUAUAAUUUUCAUUUUGUAUAAAAUCAGUAUUGCAUAUGCACUCGUUAUAUAUAGGAUAUGAGACAAAAACAGCACUCGUGUAAUAUUGCACUCCGUUAUCGUGUGAUAUUCCUUAACUCGUAUGAUAUGAAUAUGCACUUUUGCUCCCAUAUCUUUAAUCUAUGCAAUUUCUGUAUUAUAGGCUUCAUCAAGCAGUGAGUUGUUGCCCUGCAUCAUAUUUAUUAUCAGUCAACUGUAUAAAAUGGCAGAUGAACAUCGCUGUGGGGCGGGGCAACUGCAGCGUUAAAUAUUUUAAGGCGUUAUUAUAAUUAAUAUAUAAUUAACAUGUUAAA
Messenger RNA from Megalobrama amblycephala (Wuchang bream), 3274 nucleotides. Its product is annotated as E3 ubiquitin-protein ligase TRIM39-like. The transcript has 9 exons. The record is from RefSeq and is a predicted model, not a curated record. Bases 138 to 1871 code for a protein of 577 amino acids. Gene Ontology annotation, molecular function: zinc ion binding; protein binding. NCBI's taxonomy places the organism in Eukaryota, Metazoa, Chordata, Actinopteri, Cypriniformes, Xenocyprididae.